Molecule: messenger RNA, 5524 nt
Organism: Acanthochromis polyacanthus (spiny chromis)
Lineage: Eukaryota; Metazoa; Chordata; Actinopteri; Pomacentridae
Gene: eloa
Product: elongin A
Exons: 12
Coding region: 78-2063 (661 amino acids)
Biological process (GO): transcription elongation by RNA polymerase II
Cellular component (GO): nucleus; elongin complex
Molecular function (GO): protein binding
Source: RefSeq, a predicted model, not a curated record
GUCCCUCUUUCUGUUCCGUCCCUCUUCCUGUUCCGUCCCUCUUACCUGUUCCGGGCGACAGGGUACCAGCAGUAAACAUGGCGGAGGAACUGCUGGAAACAGUGGAGAGACUUCAGUCCCGGCUCCUGGAGACUCCGGAGCCUCGAAAGCUGCUGAAGACUCUCAAAAGACUGGGGGAACUUCCCAUGACUGUGGACAUUCUGGUGGAAACUGGAGUCGGAAAGACUGUGAACUCUUUCAGGAAACACGAAGCAGCUGGAGAGGUGGCCAAAAGCCUCGUAGCCAAAUGGAAGAAACUGGUUCCUCAGUCUGCAGACAGACCCAACAGUCACGCCAAAGAAGCCUCCAGGCCACAUGUUCACUCUCGUGGCCACGAAGGAGGAGGAGGAGGACACCGACGUCCCCGAGAACCUUCACCUGAAGAAGAGGAGCGCUCCUACAUGGAGGAGGAGGAGGAGGAAGAGGAGGAGAGGGGCUACCACACCAACUACUCUCCUUCUCCUCCUCCACACGACCAGUACGUCUCCCCACAGCCAGGAGGUUACCAGUCCGACGAAUACGAGAGCCCCGAGCCCAGCCCUCCUCCUCCUCCACCUCCUCCUCCUCGUAAAGAAGUCCGCCACGUUAAACCCAACAAGGAGCCCAGCAGGAACCACCACAGCGACCGGAGCCGAGAGGAGGAGCGGCGGCAGCGUCAGAGCGGCAGCGACGGGAAGAAACGCAGCAGCGACAAAGAAAGGCAGCAGAGUCCAGGACCGAAGGCCUCCAAGCACGGCAGGAAGUCGAGCACACAGGACGGACGGAGGGAGGAGAAGAAGAAGACGGCAGACGAUGGGCGACCGCGAGCGCCGAAGGACUCUCCGCCUAAGGAGGAGGAUGAGGACUUCGAGACGCCCACCAUGUCCUUCGAGUCCUUCCUCACGUACGACGCCCCGACGUCCGUCAAGAAGAAGAAGAAGCCGCUGCCGACGUCGUCUUCGUCUCACAGUCGACCGUCUCACUCCUCCGCUUCCACGUCAUCUUCACAUCGCACCCGAACGCCUCCGCCAGCGUCCUCUUCGUCCUCGUCUUCCUCUUCUUCCAAAGUGAACAAGGCCAACGGCGCUCAGAGCUCCAAGAGGCCACAUUCAAGCUCCAGCUCAUCAGCAGCACCGACACCGGAAAAACGCAGAAGGGUUGUUGAAGCCGUUCCGACUCUUCCUGAAAUCCCUCUGCCUGCGAUUCAGCCCAACUACAGACCGCUGCCCUCCAUCGACGUCACGCCGCUUUCUCCCCAGAGACGCAAAGUCCCCGUCUACAACGAUGAGGAGGACGCCGGCUUCACGGGGAAACGGUUCAACUCCAAGAUGGUGGUUUACUCUGGAUCCAAGACCUCCUACCUGCCCAGGAUGAUGACUCUGUACGAGCAGUGCAUCCGUGUGCUGCAGAACAACAUCGAUUCCAUCGCCGAGGUGGGAGGAGUUCCGUUUGAGAUCCUGGAACCGGUUCUGGAGCGAUGUACUCCAGAGCAGCUGUACCGCAUCGAGCAGAGCAACCAGUGUUUCAUCGAGGAUUCAGACGAGCUGUGGACGCGUCACUGUAAGCGCGACUUCAAGCGAGAGUCUCCUCAGGAGUACGAGUCGUGGAGGGAAAUGUACCUGAGGCUGCACGACGAGCGAGAGGAGCGACUGAGGAUGUUGACUCAGAACAUCACGUCUGCUCACGCCAACAAACCCAAAGGACGGCAGGUUAAGAUGGCGUACGUAAACUCUGUUGCCAAGCCGCCACGUGACGUUCGCCGCCGACAAGAGAGGUUUGGUACCACCAGCGGUACAUCAACAGCCUCCUCCACUGCUGCUGCAGCUCCCAUCAAAAUAAGAGCGCCGGCCACAGAUUACUCCGGUGAAUCGAGCCGUUCUUCUUCCUCCCAGCUCAACCCUUCACCUGGAUCUUCUCGGUCUUCAGCGUCGAGCGGAGGAGCAGCAGGAGGACACGCUGCCCGGGACAAACCACAGGUCAAAAAAAUCGCUCCCAUGAUGGCCAAAACUAUCAAAGCGUUCAAGAACAGAUUCUCCCGCCGAUAGUGUGAAAGAGACUGAAUGUAUUUCAUGAAUUCCAACUAUGUUUUAAUUUAAGUUGAGCUAAAGUUUGACUGGAAACCCUCCUCUCCCUGCACACACUUCCAUCUCGACCCACCAAACACACACAUGAACUUUGCAGUGUUGGUGGAGCAACGGUUGGCUUCUUCUUCUUUGUUUGUUUUUAUUUGUGUGGUGACAUCUGUAUCGGGGGGCUUUAAUUAAGUAUUUAAAUCCUAAAUGACAGUCAAACGGUCUGUGUUUGGAACAGGACUCACAAACACACAGUCUGUUACCUUUUUUGGUUCAUCUGGAAAUAAUUUUAAAGAAACAGCCGCACAUUUUGGGGGAUUUACUGUCUUGUUGGGAGUUAUCAGAGGAGUCUCAAUCUCUCACGUAGCUUAGCACAAAGACUGGAAACAGAGCUUUAAAAAUGAAUGGAGCUGCUAUUUAGCAUGUUAAAGACAUGUUAAACAUCAGUUGUUUUUUUUAAAAUGUAUGCGGGGAUAGAAGGAGUUUUCAGUUGCGGUGAAAAUGCUCAUAGCUCGAAGUAGUCAUCUAUUCAGAAAAAUAUCGGUGCCACGGUUAUUUUUUUAAAUUUUCACAUUUUAACGUUGCCCCUCAGGAGGUAUUUUUUAGAUAUUUUCUAUUUUUUUAAAUUCUUUAUUUUUCAGUUUUAUCAGAUUGAUGGUGAUGGGUACAAUCCACAUGUGCCAGCAUGUGCACAAUAUCAUCAUUGUUCUUUUUUCAAAAGACAACUUCCCAUCCAGAAGGUAAAAUAAAAUAAACAAAGGCAUGAACCUCUUUCUGAACAUUAGGGAGUGACCAUUAUGUUGUCUUUAGAUUUUUAGACUCAGAAUUAAAUUGGGCUUUUUAAUUUUUAUAUACGCUACCCAUUUUUCAAAGCAUGCUACAAACCAGUCUUGUUUUUGAUUUAUAAACGCUGAAAUCUUUUCCAUUUUAUAAAUAUCCAGUGUUAUAUCCCACCUUGCUGACAUGGUGGGAAUAUCCUGCGAUAGCCGUUUCUUUGUUAUGGAUUUCUUACUUGCAACCAAAAAAACACUCAAUAGAUAUUUAUCUUUUCUUUCUCCAGUCCUAUAGUAAACAUCCAAAAUACACAGUUUUUAUUCCAAAUGGAAUUACACAUUUAAAAAUGUCUUGCAGUGCUCCAUGAACAUCCUUCCAAUACUGUCUAAUAAGUGGGCGGUCCCAUGGGAUGUGAAAAUGGUUUGCACGUUGGUCUCCACACUUUCUCUAACAGAUAGGAGGGGUUCCAUCAUAAUGUGUUCUUUGACAUGGAGUGAUGAAGUAUCUUAUCAAGGUUUUCCAUCCAUAUUCCUUCCAUCUCUGUGAGUUUGUGCAUUUCCACUGGACUUUCCAUAUUGCAGUCUAUUCCUCCUCUGAUAUAUUUUCUAGUUUUUAAACCUGCUGUUUUCUCCCCCUUCUGGCAGUCACAGUAAUUACACAAACACAAUUAACUUGUGCUUAUGAAGAACAUCGAUCGCUUUGUUUUUUAGACUUUAAUCCUUGCUCUGAACGCUGAGAUUCUUUCUAAUUUGGAGCAUCAGAAACGUAGCGUUUUCUUCGUAGCUCUUUUGCUGUUUUCUCCAUUGGCUCCAUCAGAAUCCGAGUUACUGCAGCUGAAGCCAGCUCUGUCUCUUCGUUUACUUUCCUUUUCAUUGCUGCUUGAUGCAUCACUUUUGCUGUAAAAUACAUAGAAGUUUACCUGGUACUGUUGGACUUGAGCAAAUGUUCUACUUUUUGCAAGUACUCAUGAACUUACUGGAUAAAUCUUAUUAUCCAAAGUCUACAAAAGUCCGUAUAGACAACUCUGGUACCAACAAAUCAGCCUAAAAAUGCGUAUUUAAUCUCAACUAUGGUACAACGACAGUAUCGAACAUUGUCAGUAGUAGUUUUUAUUCAUGGAAUAAGUGGUUACGACCUCCUGAGAAUGUCUGGAACUGACUCCUCCCAGCAGACUAGGAAGUAAAAUACCAACUAUGAAGGAGUGUAAUUAAAGCUUAAAUGUGAACUCAUUGAGCUUGAAUAUAACAGAUAUUAAUUUAUAUGUUAAAGUCCUGUACUUUAGUUUUAAGGUUGGUGAGAAAGACGCCAUGCACUUGAUGAUUAGUAGUAAUUAUUUUGAAAAUUUGACACGACUGAGGCGAGAACCUGAGCAGAAACAUGCAUCAGAUGUAGUCAGGUUUAGCCUUUUUUCAGCCUUUUUAAUGAUUUAAUAAUGUUUGUAGCAACAUUGGUGCAAAAGCGCCUUCUCUUAAUUUAAAAAGUGAAGAUAAUUUUUAUUUUAACCCUGUGUUUUUUCUAAAAGCCAGCAGGGGGCGAUUGCUCUGGUUGAUUACAUGAGAAAAUGAUCUGACUUCUAACUUAAUUUAUUCCCUCAGUAAACAUUUUCAUGAUGAGUUCAUGGUCUCAAUUGCUAGUUUAAAGUCUCCUCAAAUACAGCAUGAUGUUUAUUUUGUAAAUUAUGGUCUAAUUUCGAGGAAAAUAGACGACAAAACAGUAUGUUUGAGCAUGGAGCUAGCUUGUGAUUGAUUAGUUGCUGUCGUCGAGGUGUGUGUAGUUUCUUCCACUGCUCACUUAUGUCCAGUUUGAAAAACCCAAAAUGAAUAAAUUCCAAUUUUGAAGCUUCAAAAUAUAAUUGACAAAAUUAUGGGCAGCCAUGUUCAUCUUCUAUACUAUCUGUAGUUGCAACACUGGUACAUAGCCUCGUUUAAAUUGCAAAUGCAUUAAUUAGCGAGCCCUAGAGAUGUUGGUUUGCUAAACAGAGCACGGCUAGCUGUUUCCCUCUGUUUCCAGUCUUUGUGCUAAGCUAAGCUAACCAGCUGCUGGCUUCAUAUUUAUACAACGGAGACGAGAGCGUUCAUCGAUCCUCUGACUCUCUUAAAGAAAACAAAUGAGCAUUUUCCCCAAAGCAUCGAACAGACUUUUAUUUGUUUUUAAUUUAGGAGCAGUUGUUGGUUAUUUUCCUCUCUGAGCAAAUUUAACACUACGUAGGAAAACUUCUCCUUCUGUCUCUUGCAUGAUGCUCGACACCGGAGACGUCAGCCGGCUGGUGGAAAACUCUGCUUUUUAAAGAAAACCAAUCAUGUUCUUUGCCUGGUGCUUCUCUCAGUGUGUGGGGCUGAAAUUAUAUCAAACACACAAAGACGCUGUGGACUUGUUUUAACCCUCCUGUGGCUUUAGAUCUUGUUUUCCUGCUGUCGAAUGUGUGCGUCGCUGUUUUCUAUCUGCUUCACUGUGACACAGUUUGAACGAGAGUCGAGUGAGGAAGGUGGCAGGAUUAGGAUGAGGAGGAUGAUGAUGAUGAUAUGUAUUUAUUUUCAACACUGGGACCUGACACCCCACAACAUGGGCCCGAACCGAAGUAGAUGAAAAAUUGUAAUUUUAUUAGAUUUUAAUAAAUGUUCUAUGGUCAUUUUUAUUAAAAUUGACUUUUUGCCCUUAAA